Penicillium atrosanguineum is the source of this 2643-nucleotide messenger RNA. RefSeq lists its product as uncharacterized. Gene Ontology annotation, cellular component: telomerase holoenzyme complex. The transcript has 4 exons. Gene Ontology annotation, molecular function: protein binding; telomeric repeat DNA binding; telomerase RNA binding. The record is from RefSeq and is a predicted model, not a curated record. The coding region runs from base 1 to 2643 and encodes 880 amino acids. NCBI's taxonomy places the organism in Eukaryota, Fungi, Ascomycota, Eurotiomycetes, Eurotiales, Aspergillaceae. Gene Ontology annotation, biological process: nuclear-transcribed mRNA catabolic process, nonsense-mediated decay.
AUGGCGUUCCAAGAUGCGUGGCAGACUGCGCUCCAUGCCGAAAAAGAGCUCUUGCAGCGCCUUGUUGAGAAGGAGCCCACCUUCGCCGAAAUCUCUCACUUUUUAUCAGAGUCAGUCCCGUUACCUACAUUGCCGUGCGGCUUCCAGCUGACAGCAGCGAACUUGCACAGAUUCCGCACCGCUUGUCAAAACGCCAUCCUCCUCGACUUCGAGACCGCUCGCGAUACCGAUGUCGAAGGUCGCCUGUGGGACGCGCAUCUGAAAUUGAAUACUCGGUUUCGCAAGCUGCUUUCCCGCUACCGCGAGGAAAACGCUAAAAAGAAGCCGGUCGAGAAGCGCAAGCUCGAGAAGCACUACCUAGACUUUAUCAAGUCGAGCCAGCGGUUCUACCGGGGAUACAUCCAGCACCUCUCGUCGCACUUUGGAGGCAUUGUGGAACUGGACAAGGUCGCGCGCAAGUUCAAUUAUGAGAACUUGUCGACGCAGCUUUCGUCCAUCGUUACACCUGAUUUGCACAAGCGCAUCCUCCAAUCCUGCCAUGCGACACUAAUCCGACUCGGCGAUCUUUCUCGCUAUCGCGAAACCGAACUCGUCGCCAAGGACCGCAACUGGGGCCCUGCAAUUGGAUACUAUGAUUUGGCUUCGGUGAUCUACCCCGUCUCUGGCGCAUCGCACAACCAGCUGGCUGUCAUCGCCCUCGCCGAUGGUAAUCAUCUCCGAGCCACCUAUCAUCUGUACAGAGCAUUGUCCGCCCAAGACCCGCACCCUUCCGCAAAAGGAAACCUGGAGAUUGAAUUUCGCAAGAUUAUGAAUCUGUGGACCAAGAGGGAGCUGAUCCGUCCGGAGGAUGCCGGUUUUCCAGGAAGAGCCUUGGCUCCUUGGUUCGUCUACCUUCAUGCACAGUGUUAUAAAGGCAAUGAUUUCCCGGAGCAUGACGAACUGGAGAGUGAGGUGAUGAGCCAGUUGUCCGUCGACAUUAGAGAACGUUCUCUUGAGGGAACUCUCCAGAAGUUGUGCCUCGUCAACAUUGCUGCCGAAGACUUUGCCCGAACUCGGUCUACUGAGGAGUCCGUCUCGAAUGCUCGCGCCUUUUUCCAAAGAAUCAACGUGAAGACUUUCUUUACUUUGUUGCAGAUCCUUUUGGUUGAACUGGAGCGAUUUGCCGCUGAAGAUUCCAGCACAAGCAGCAAAGAUACCCUCAAGAAUGGUCCGGAUAAGGUGACUGUCGUCGCGCGACGGAUCUUGCCUGCGCUGCGCCAUUACAGCUCUUGGCUUCUGACUACUAGUGAUCUCCUGGUUGCGCAAAAAGAAGAGAAGGACUCGAUCCUCUCCAUUCAGAUCCAGGAGUUCUGGAAAAUAUAUGCGGGCACUCUUACACUCCUUGCGUCUACUUUCGAUGUUGUACAUCUCCCAGAGAUCGACUAUCUUCUGGAAGAAGACGAAGAAAGUCUCGGAUUCGCACCCUUGGAUCAACCGGCAACCUCCCGCCGAUACCUUGGCAUGGGUGACCAGAUCAAGCCUCGUGUGAAUGAUCCUGGUGUCGAAAGAAGCCAUCCCAAUGAGGAGAUGCUCUACCGAAUUCGCGAGUUCGUGAUUGAUGGUUUGGACCUUGUCGUCAGAAAUAAAAUCCCUAUUACGCUUGUCGACGACGAGGAUAAGAAGACUUUCAUUUACCAAGAGGACGGCCUUCCCUCUCAGUUCUUUUCAAGCCCUCAUUCCCGUCAGCACACUCUGUCAACCCCGAAUAUUGAGCGAGACGAGAUUCCCCAGGCAACACAGGACUCGAUCUCUGUUGCCGAGGGUCGCAGCAUGUUUGAUGGCUCACAGUCGGCGUCUGCAUCGAUGUCUGCUAACAUGCACGGCAUUGUCGAGGGCGUAGAGCGAUUGGUUGAGUCUGACACAUACGAGAAUUCUCCCGAUUUCCCAAAUCAGUUCUCGUACUUCCAUGACAGUGGAGAAAUGCCCACGCCUUCUGCGCGAAUGGCAUCAACGGCCAAUCCUUUCCCUUUUAACGAGAGAACUCCGCAACAGUUCAGCACCCCCCUUGCCCCGCCGGGUCUUGGUCCACCUGCCGUCAAUGCAGCCGAUUCUCUUCGCGGAUCUAUCUCCCAAGGUUACGGAGCAUUACCUGCCCUCCCAAGUAUCUGGAACACUUCGUCUCCCGGUCCACUGAGAGAUGGAGCUUCUCCGAGGACCCCUCCAGGCCUGGGAGGACAAUCUCCAAUGCACGCAAUGGGUCCAGCAGGCAUGAACGCCUCCGAGCGAUCCCCAUCGCAGGACCAGAUGACAAAUGAUCUCCUUCGCCAGAGUCUCGCGGGCCAAUCCCAGUUCUCACAUGGCAUCGACACCGCUAGCUCUAUUCCAUCCUCAUGGAUUCCUCCGACCAACCUAUCCGCGCAACCGUGUCCCCCAGGGAACAGCUGGGACCGCGACAUGGGUCGUAUGACUUUCGGCUCCUACAAGCUUCCUAGCCAGCCAAUGUCCAGUGGCAUGCCAGGGCAAGCCUGGGCAAACGACGCCUUCAUCGCGAGUAGUCUAGCCUCAGGUGCCGGGCACUAUAACUCCGCAUUCAGUGGCCACCGCAAGCCAGCGACCCAGCUUGGCGCAAUUGGCCAGACCCCGCCAUGUGGCCAAGGCGGUUGA